This is a messenger RNA of Hippocampus zosterae (dwarf seahorse), 2304 nucleotides long. RefSeq names its product sirtuin 4 (gene sirt4). NCBI's taxonomy places the organism in Eukaryota, Metazoa, Chordata, Actinopteri, Syngnathiformes, Syngnathidae. Gene Ontology annotation, molecular function: NAD-dependent protein lysine deacetylase activity; NAD+ binding. The transcript has 4 exons. The record is from RefSeq and is a predicted model, not a curated record. The coding region runs from base 45 to 1079 and encodes 344 amino acids.
GCAACUAUUUGCUGUUGCACAACAAUUGAUUCCGGUUGUCUUCAAUGUCACAUGAGGAGGUUCCGGGUAUUUUUUUUCUGAGGUGGCUGACAAGUCAUGUAGAAAGUCACAAACACGCUUCUUCAGUGUCGUUUUCCUACCGCUGUUAUAAGAUGAGAUUCCCAUGCAGACUUACAACACUGCAUACUACAUCUUCGAGGAGGACAUCCACAGCCCCUGCUGGGAUGUUCGUCCCAGACUGUGGCUCCAUUGACAAACGGUGUCUGCAGCUGCUCCAGGACUUUGUCUCUCAGGCCACACGGCUGUUUGUCAUCAGCGGCGCUGGCCUCUCCACGGAAUCGGGCAUCCCAGAUUACCGCUCAGAAGGCGUAGGCCUGUACGCCCGCACUGACAGACGUCCCAUGCAGCAUGUCGAGUUUGUCCGUAGUGCCAAGUCCCGUCAGCGUUACUGGGCGCGGAACUUUCUGGGGUGGCCGCAGUUCUCUUCUCAUCAUCCUAACGACGCUCACAGGGUUCUGCAGCAUUGGGAAGAGCGAGGAAAGCUGUAUUGGUUGGUCACCCAGAAUGUGGAUGCUCUCCAUUCAAAGGCAAGACAGAAAAGACUCACUGAGCUUCAUGGAUGUGCCCACAGGGUAGUGUGUUUAGGAUGUGGCAGCAUCUCGGCGAGGGAGGAGCUCCAGAGACGUUUCAUUGAGCUCAACCCAGACUGGAGGGCCCAGCACGGGGCCGUCGCUCCAGACGGUGACGUCUUCCUGGAAGACGAGCUGGCUCUCCAUUUCAGGGUUCCGUCCUGUGCGGUCUGUGGAGGAAUACUGAAGCCUGAGGUUACCUUCUUUGGCGACACGGUGAACAAAGACACAGUGCAGUUUGUGCACAACAAAUUAGCCGAGUCAGACGCGGUGCUCGUCCUCGGGUCGUCGCUGCAGGUCUACUCAGGAUACAGAUUUUUAUUGGCAGCCAAGGACAGGAAGAUACCAGUUGCCAUUGUGAACAUUGGGCCUACGAGGGCAGAUCAUUUGGCACAGCUGAAAUUGAGUGGCCGCUGUGCUGAAGUGCUGUCAAUCAUUCAACCCCUCUGACCGUACGUAAUGCCAUGAAAUGCAGUCUUCAAAGAGAAAAACUACCUCAACUUCGCUUCCAGGAUCAUACAAAUGCAACAUUACACUUAUUCAAAUGAGAUCCAAUUCAAGUGUGAUAUCCAAAAAUCUGUCUUUAUUAGGCAAUAAUCUUCUGUUCAGUUUAGAAAUACAUCCGUUUCUUUUUGUGGUUGUAGCUGUCACAUGCUGUACUACGUUGUUACAUGACUACCUCUUUGAUUCUGUCAAUUAAAACUGAGCAUUAUCAUUUUUAAAGGCAGUUACUGGUGCAGCUUUUGUUUGCCAUCCUGUUAGCAGGUGUGCCUAAUAUUGUGGCCAGUAUCGACAUUUCUGAUACUAGAUCACAUGCUAACUGUCCCCCGUAAUCGUAAUCCACUAAGUAUCAGGCUGCUAACAGCUUUAUUUCUAAUUUUUAAGACCAUAAAUUAAUUUAAAUAAUGUAAAUGAUUUCACUUUGUAUUGUUGAGGUCAGAAGCGAAAUAUAAGAUAUCCUUUAUUUGUCCCACACUGGGGAAAUUUACAAUGACAAUUUGAUAACCUGUAAGUCGACACUGCAUCUAUCGACAUGAAUUGUAGGUGGACCUCAUGAAGAGAACAGCAACUACCGGUAUAUGUAUGGUUAGGUGUAAAAUUAGUAAUACACUGCCCAAAGUUUGAGUGAUUUAAUUAAAAAGUCGUUAAUUUUUUUUUUUUUAACUAGGCGUCUUUGCCUUUCACCUGCGUAGACUACAUUUUAAUUAAAUCAGUUCAUGUUUUCCUAUAUUUAAGCAGUGUGACUGUUCACACUGUGCAUGUUAGUGGUUUUCAAUAAUAUUAAAGUUUACAGGUACUCUUGGGAAUACAGUGGACCCCCACAUACUCACGGUUCACACUUGGACCUAUUAUGCCACUAGGGCUGGGCAACAUGGUUGAAGUGUAUCACGAUAUAAGUAUUUUACAUCAGUUCAUAUUUUGAAUAGUUAUUUUUUUUUAAAGGAAAAUUCGACCACAAAGUCAGAUUAUGCUCUGAGCAGCCCCCCACUUGUCUAAAUACAGUAUUCUGAUUAAUGUUGCAUUUGUGCAAUAAGAGUUCAGCAGGAAAAUCAAUUCAACCUGGGUUCAAAUGUUCCUCCCCCACCGUUUUCUGAUUAUGUCCCAUUUGUAAAUAUGGUUGCAAAUGUCAUGCUGUGUUAAUAAACAAGGAGAAAAUGAUCUUUUAACAGUUUAA